Messenger RNA from Vicugna pacos (alpaca), 3049 nucleotides. The record is from RefSeq and is a predicted model, not a curated record. Lineage: Eukaryota; Metazoa; Chordata; Mammalia; Artiodactyla; Camelidae.
GCUCGCGCCGCGUGGAGGCCGGGCCCGUUUCACGGUGGGUAGCACCGCAGCGUGGAUGCUGCUUGGUCCCGCCGCGGCCCCCAGGAGCGUGGAGCCCAAGCGGCCGGGCGGGGCCGGGCGGGGGCAACGCUGGGAGCCGCUCCGCCGCCCACCCAGGGCCCUCGGCCAAGGGCAACCUGGGGUCGCGGCCGCACCCUGUGGCCGCGGGCGGCGGACAAAGAGCCAUGCGGGGCUGGGGGACGCAGCGCGGGGCGCGCGGGAGCGGGGGGCCGCAGCGGCGCCGCUGAGCACGGCCCGAGGCGGGGCGGGGCCGGCCGCGAUGCCGUGGUUCCCGGUGAAGAAGAUCCGCAAACAGAUCAAGCUGCUGCUCCUGCUGGUGCUGCUCACCUGCGCCGCGUGGCUCACGUAUGUGCACCUGAGCCUGGUGCGCCAGGGCCGCGCGCUGCGCCAGCGGCUGGGCUACGGGCGAGAAGGUGAAAAGCUGAGCAGUGUGACCGACGGCCGGGGCGUCGGGGUGUCGCUGUCCACACAGAGGGUGGAGGACUCCAGCGAGAGCCGUGAGGAGGAGCAUGUGCCGGAAGGUCAGGACCCAGACGUGCUGUUUCCUGGGGGGGCCCGAAGGCCCUUCUCACUUAACCUCACCCAUCAGGUGCCCCCCUGGCGGGAGGAGUACAAGGGGCAGGUGAAUCUGCAUGUGUUUGAGGACUGGUGUGGUGGCGCCGUGGGCCAUCUGCGGAGGAACCUACACUUCCCGCUCUUCCCUCACACACGCACCACAGUGAAGAAGCUGGCCGUGUCCCCCAAGUGGAAGAACUAUGGCCUCCGGAUCUUCGGCUUCAUCCACCCGGCGAGAGAUGGAGACAUCCAGUUCUCCGUGGCUUCAGAUGACAACUCUGAGUUCUGGCUGAGCCCAAACGAGAGCCCGGCGGGCGCCCAGCUGAUGGCCUUUGUGGGCAAGACUGGCUCCGAGUGGACAGCGCCUGGAGAAUUCACCAAGUUCAGCUCCCAGGUGUCCAAGCCCAGGAGGCUCAUGGCCUCCCGGAGGUACUACUUUGAGCUGCUGCACAAGCAGGAUGACCGCGGCUCGGACCACGUGGAAGUAGGCUGGCGAGCCUUCCUGCCGGGCCUGAAGUUCGAGGUCAUAGGCCCUGCUCACAUCUCCCUGUACACAGAUGAGUCAGCCCUGAAGAUGGACCACGUGGCCCACGUCCCACAGUCCCCAGCCAGUCGCGUCCAGAGGCUCCUGCUGCAGGAGGAGCCCAGAGCCGACAUGCUGCGGCCAGAUCCACGAGACACCUUCUUUCUCACGCCUCGGUUGGAGCCCUCGAGUCUGGAGAAUGUGCUGGAGCCCUGUUCCUACGCCCCCACCUACGUCGUCAAGGACUUUCCUAUCGCAAGAUACCAGGGACUGCAAUUUGUGUACCUGUCCUUCGUUUAUCCCAAUGACCACACGCGCCUCACUCACAUGGAGACGGACAACAAGUGCUUCUACCGCGAGUCACCGCUGUAUCUGGAAAGGUUUGGGUUCUAUAAAUACAUGAAGGUGGACAGGGAGGAAAGGGAGGAAGAUGAAGAGGAGGAGGUGCAGCGCCGAGCCUUCCUCUUCCUCAACCCGGAUGGUGAGUGCCCCCCACCGCCUCCGCCCCCAGCUAGGCCCUCCCGGGCAGGGAGGGGCAGGCAGGCUCUGCAGAUAGCCACAACAGCUGGGGCGAUUUGCAGGAAGAGUCGGGGUUGGGGGCAGGGGAUGCAACCGCCCACUGGAGGAGCUGACCUGGCCCCGCCUCCCAGGCGGUACGCACUUCUGCGCAUCGUGAACGUGGAGAAGCGCAGGGAUUCCGCACGCGGAAGCCGUUUCCUCCUGGAGCUGGAGCUGCAGGAACGCGGAGGCGGCCGCCUGCGCCUGUCUGAGUACGUCUUCCUGCGACUGCCUGGAGCCCGAGCCGGGGACACAGAUGGGGACGGGGAGAGUCCCGAGCCUACUCCUGAGGUCUCAGCGCACCCCGACGGCCGCCCGGAGCUGUGCCGGCCGCUGCGCCUGGCCUGGCGCCAGGAUGUAACGGUACACUUCAUUGUGCCAGUGAAGAACCAGGCACGCUGGGUGGUACAGUUCCUGGCGGACAUGGCCGCGCUGCACGCCCACACCGGAGACUCUCACUUCAGUGUCAUCCUGGUGGACUUUGAGAGCGAGGACAUGGAUGUGGAGCAGGCCCUGUGUGCUGCGCAACUGCCCAGGUACCAAUACCUAAGGCGAACCGGAAACUUUGAGCGCUCUGCUGGGUUGCAAGCUGGAGUGGACGCGGUGGAGGAUGCCAGCAGCAUCGUUUUCCUCUGCGACCUGCAUAUCCACUUCCCCCUCAGCAUCCUGGACAGCAUCCGCAAGCACUGCGUGGAGGGCAAGCUGGCCUUCGCACCUGUGGUCAUGCGUCUGGGCUGCGGGAGCUCGCCUGGGGACCCACAUGGUUACUGGGAGGUGAACGGCUUCGGCCUCUUUGGGAUCUACAAGUCAGACUUUGACCGCGUUGGAGGCAUGAACACUGAGGAAUUCCGAGACCAGUGGGGAGGCGAGGACUGGGAGCUCCUGGACAGGGUCCUGCAGGCAGGGCUGGAGGUGGAGCGGCUCCGACUGCGGAACUUUUACCACCACUACCACUCCAAGCGGGGGAUGUGGGGCACACGCAGCCGGAAGGCCUCCCACAGGGAGGCACCCUGAAGACCAGCGACCCCUCCUGGCCCAGGCUGCAGCGCUGCAGUGGCAGCUGGCAGCCAAGCUCUGAGCUUGGACCCUGGGGACCCGGCGGGGCUCAUCCCAGGGGCACAGCCACCAUCUGUGCCUGGCCCUUCUGGCCCACCCAGGCCACUGCCCCAUUUGUGCCCCUCCCCAGAGAGGCAGCCUUCAUGGCAGGCUGGGGCCCAGGCCUGGUCCCCACGCCCUGUGUGAUGAUUUCUGUGAAAUUCUGCCGUAGCGAUGACCUUGUUUUCAGGAUUUCCAAGAGUUCCAUCAGUUCCAUUUUUUAUUCAGAAUGAAAUGAAAUAUUUUUUUUAGUUCUGA